This is a messenger RNA of Pteropus alecto (black flying fox), 2211 nucleotides long. RefSeq names its product zinc finger protein 331 (gene ZNF331). Gene Ontology annotation, biological process: regulation of DNA-templated transcription. Lineage: Eukaryota; Metazoa; Chordata; Mammalia; Chiroptera; Pteropodidae. The transcript has 4 exons. The coding region runs from base 222 to 1694 and encodes 490 amino acids. The record is from RefSeq and is a predicted model, not a curated record.
UCGGAGUUGCUUGCCUGCUGGAGAAGCGCUUCCUGCGCGAAGGAUGUUUUAGGCUCCGACUUCCCCAGGUCAGCAUCCUGAGUUAAGCUCAACCCUUGCGCCCCCUCCCGACGCUCCGUUCGUCUCUGAGCCCGAAGCGGCAAAUUCUCUGGCUACUCUGGAUUGUGUGUCUUCGGUAAAGAAAACCCUAAGACGACUGAUCAGUUCUUGAUUCUAAAACUAUGGCCCAUGGUCCGGUGACGUUCUCAGAUGUGGCCAUAGACUUCUCUCAGGAAGAGUGGGCUUGUCUGGACUCUACACAGCGGGACCUGUACUGGGAUGUAAUGUUGGAGAACUACAGUAACUUGGUGUCACUGAAUUUGGAGUCACCAUAUGAGACCAAGAAUUUACUUACAGAAAAGGGCAUUAAUGAAAUAAAUUUUUCCAAAUGGAACCCAGAUGGAAAAAGUAAAUCCCUUGGCCUCUACUGGCUGUGUGAAGGUGAGUUGGUUGGAGCACAGGGCCCUCAAGAGGGCUGUUUCAGUCAGGUGAUAACCAACUAUAGGAAAACACCCACUGAUAGAGAAAAUACCUCUGUUAGACCACAGCAGAGACUUCAUAAUAGGGAGAAUUCCUAUGAAUGUAAGGAAUGUGGGAAGGCCUUUAGUCGUGGCUAUCAGCUUACUCAACAUCAGAAAAUUCACACUGGUGAGAAACCCUAUGAGUGUAAAGAAUGUAAAAAAGCCUUUCGUUGGGGUAACCAACUUACUCAACAUCAGAAAAUUCACACUGGCGAGAAACCCUAUGAAUGUAAGGACUGCGGAAAGGCCUUUCGAUGGGGAUCGAGCCUCGUCAUUCAUAGGAGAAUUCAUACAGGUGAGAAACCCUACGAGUGUAAAGACUGUGGGAAGGCUUUUAGACGUGGUGAUGAGCUCACUCAACAUCAGAGGUUUCACACUGGUGAAAAAGACUAUGAGUGCAAAGACUGUGGGAAGACCUUUAGCCGUGUAUAUAAACUAAUCCAACACAAGAGAAUUCAUAGUGGUGAUAAGCCCUAUGAAUGUAAAGACUGCGGGAAGGCCUUUAUCUGUGGUUCGAGCCUCGUUCAACAUAAAAGAAUUCAUACUGGUGAGAAGCCCUAUGAAUGUCAAGAAUGUGGGAAGGCCUUUACUCGUGUCAAUUACCUUACUCAACAUCAGAAAAUCCAUACUGGUGAGAAACCUCAUGAAUGUAAGGAGUGUGGGAAGGCCUUUCGUUGGGGUUCAAGCCUUGUUAAACACGAAAGAAUUCAUACAGGUGAGAAGCCAUAUAAAUGCACAGAAUGUGGGAAGGCCUUUAAUUGUGGCUAUCACCUUACUCAACAUGAGAGAAUUCACACUGGUGAAACGCCUUAUAAAUGUAAGGAAUGUGGAAAGGCCUUUAUUUAUGGAUCAAGCCUUGUUAAACAUGAGAGGAUUCAUACAGGGGAGAAACCCUAUGAGUGUAAAGAAUGUGGGAAGGCCUUUAGUCAUGGCCAUCAACUUACACAGCAUCAGAAAAUUCAUACCAGUGAGAAACCUCAUGAGUGUAAGGAAUGUGGAAAAGCAUGUAACCAUGUAAACCAUAUUAGGGAACAUCAGAGAAUUCACACUGUAGAAAAACCUUUUGAAUACAAAGAAUGUUCAGAGGUGUCUAUACAGCAUUCAUUUCUUCUGCGACAUGAGGAAAAUUCAUGAUAUAAUUUAAUAUACAAAGUCUUCACUGGUCACUUUUCUUAUAGAACUUCAGAAUAGUCAUGCAAAUUUGGAGGCAAAUUAGAAGAUUGGAGAACUUACUUUUUCUUAAUGAUUAUAACAUACUCAGUGUAGACGAUUUUUUUACUAGAUGGGUUCGUUUAAUGGAUGCAUAGAAGCUUUCCAGUACCUUUCAAUCUCUUACAUUUUGGAUUCAUUCUAGGGAAUAACUCUGCUAAUGUAACGUGUGCAAAAUCCUUUCGUCAUGGUACAUACCCGACUGGUUAUGUAGGGUAUGACCAUCAUUAUCAUCCCACCUCUUUACUCCCUGUGAGAUGCUGGGCAAGUUAGCUAUACUCCUGUGUAGUAUUUGUGAAAUGGGGAUAAGCACACCUACCUAAUACAGCUAUUGUGGUGAUUCAAUGAGUUUGGUACAUGUAAACCCUUGAAAGUGUAUCUGGAAUAUUGUAUAAGCUCAAUAAAUAGUGUGUAAGCUGUUGUGCUUAUUUUCAUUCCGUUA